AUGGCAGGCAAAGUUGGUAAAGUAUCAAAGAAGAGCGAUGAUGUUAGUUCACUAGCUGCUAAAAUUAGGGCUAGAGCCCUUGAGAAUCAAAAGAAGAUGCAAGCGGCUUCCAGAAAGGACUCUGAAAGCGAUUCCAGCGAUGAGGAAGUUGAGAGACCCGCCAAGAAACAAGCUAAGGAUGAAAAAGUAGAAGAACCAGAGGAAGAGGUCACAUUUGAAUCAUUUGCUCAAUUGAACUUAGUACCUGAGUUGAUUCAAGCAUGCCAAAAUUUGAAUUUCACUAAGCCAACACCUAUUCAGGCCAGAGCCAUUCCACCGGCUUUGGCUGGUAGUGAUGUUAUUGGUUUGGCACAAACAGGUUCGGGUAAAACCGCAGCAUUUGCUAUUCCGAUCUUAAACAAGUUAUGGGAAGACCAGCAGCCAUACUAUGCAUGUGUACUAGCACCUACAAGAGAACUGGCUCAACAGAUCAAGGAAACUUUUGACUCAUUAGGUUCUCUGAUGGGUGUCAGAACCACAUGUAUUGUUGGUGGUAUGAAUAUGAUGGAUCAAGCAAGAGAUUUGAUGCGUAAACCUCAUAUAAUUAUCGCUACACCUGGUAGAUUAAUGGAUCAUUUAGAGAACACUAAGGGAUUCUCGCUGAAAAAUUUGAAAUUCUUAGUCAUGGAUGAAGCCGAUAGAUUGUUAGACAUGGAAUUUGGUCCAGUAUUAGAUAGAAUUUUGAAGAUCAUACCUACAAAAGGUAGAACCACUUACCUAUUCUCUGCGACAAUGACUUCAAAGAUUGAUAAACUACAAAGGGCAAGUUUAACAAACCCAGUGAAAUGUGCAGUCUCAAAUAAAUACCAAACUGUGGAUACUUUGGUGCAAACGCUUAUGGUUGUGCCUGGUGGCCUAAAGAACACUUUCUUGAUAUAUCUAUUAAACGAAUUUAUUGGUAAAACAGUUAUUAUUUUUACCAGAACAAAAGCCAAUGCGGAAAGAUUAUCUGGGCUAUGUAAUCUACUAGAAUUCAGUGCCACUGCCCUUCAUGGUGACUUGAAUCAAAAUCAAAGAACUGGUGCCUUGGAUUUGUUCAAGGCAGGCAAAAGAUCAAUAUUAGUUGCUACGGAUGUUGCUGCAAGAGGUUUAGAUAUUCCAUCUGUCGAUAUUGUCAUCAAUUAUGAUAUUCCAGUUGACUCUAAAUCCUAUAUUCAUAGAGUAGGUAGAACAGCAAGAGCUGGUAGAUCUGGUAAAUCCAUUUCCUUAGUUUCACAAUAUGAUUUAGAACUGAUUCUGAGAAUAGAAGAAGUGUUGGGAAAGAAGCUACCGAAGGAGAGUGUUGAUAAAAACAUUAUUUUGACACUGAGGGAUUCUGUAGAUAAAGCUAAUGGUGAAGUUGUUAUGGAGAUGAAUAGAAGAAAUAAGGAAAAGCAAGCUAGAGGGAAAGGUAGAAGAGGUAGAAUGAUGGCCAAAGAAAACAUGGAUAGAGAAGAAAAAUAA
This is a messenger RNA of Nakaseomyces glabratus, 1482 nucleotides long. It is a transcript of the gene RRP3, whose product is annotated as RNA-dependent ATPase RRP3. Gene Ontology annotation, molecular function: RNA helicase activity; nucleic acid binding; ATP binding. Lineage: Eukaryota; Fungi; Ascomycota; Saccharomycetes; Saccharomycetales; Saccharomycetaceae. The record is from RefSeq and is a predicted model, not a curated record.